AUGGCAAGAGAUCAACAAGCACCCAAGUUAUGCGGGCAGCUUCUUUCCGGGCCGAUGCUCGACGACCGAAACACAACCGUCUCGGCACAGCAGUCCCUUGAUUUAAAUGAUGGAUCUUACGACACAACCCAGAAUCGAACAGCGUGGGGUUUUGUACUGGGGGAUCGUGCUGCGGGCUCCGAUGUCAGCUGCUACAACGUUGCACCAGCCAGAGCACAUGAUCUUUUUCGGCUCCCGCAAGCUUAUAUUGAUGUUGGGUUGAAUAAGCUAUUCAGGGAUGAGGCUGUGGCUUACACACUGAGAAUGUGGGAAGGCGGAUCCCAAGCCGAUUUGCACGUCUGGGCUGGAGGGUGCCUGUAA
Penicillium cosmopolitanum is the source of this 360-nucleotide messenger RNA. RefSeq lists its product as uncharacterized. Lineage: Eukaryota; Fungi; Ascomycota; Eurotiomycetes; Eurotiales; Aspergillaceae. The record is from RefSeq and is a predicted model, not a curated record. The coding region runs from base 1 to 360 and encodes 119 amino acids. Gene Ontology annotation, molecular function: hydrolase activity. The transcript has a single exon.